AUGGCAGAUUUUGAUUAUGAUUGGCAUUGGAAUCCAUCACUUCAAGGUUGGAGUCAUCAAUACCCUCCUUAUUGUCCAAACUCACCCCAACCAAUUGAAGAAGAGGAGGAUAUACUAUCACUUCCAAAAGAGAUUAAUCGAUUGGCGGACAUGGUAAAAGCUCUAUGUGAUAAUUUAAUGGCGCAGGAUUCAGAGAGUUUUAAGGAUAAUAACUCAAAUAAUGAAAGUUAUGAGAGUUGUUUGAAUAUAAUAGAAGCACCAUCAGAUGAAUACAUAGAAGAGACUGAGCCUAGAAUUGAAGAGAAAGAAUCCUUUAAAGUGGUUGAAAAUUUGGAUACAUUGGAAGCUUGCUCAACAAAUGAUGAACUCAAUUUGGUGAAUGAAGAAACAUCCAUCCUCAAUGAUGAAAUUAUUGAAGAUCAAAUCACAGUCAAGGAUGUGGAUGGUCAUGAGGAAACUGAACAACCAAUUGAGAGGUUAUUUGAGAAAAGCAAGAAAGAGGUGCCAUUGGUGGUAGAAGAAUCACUUCUUCAGGGGAAGACUGUAUUCUCAAAGAUUGACUUGCGUUCUGGCUAUCAUCAGCUGAGAAUUUGGGAAGAAGAUAUUCCAAAGACUGCAUUUCGAACCAGAUAUGGUCAUUAUGAGUUUUUGGUAAUGUCAUUAGGAUUGACAAAUGCUCCAGUGACUUUUAUGGAUCUCAUGAAUAGAGUAUUCAAGGAUUUCUUCGAUAGCUGCAUCAUACUGUUUAUCGACGAUAUCCUUGUGUAA
Cannabis sativa is the source of this 768-nucleotide messenger RNA. RefSeq lists its product as uncharacterized. The transcript has 2 exons. NCBI's taxonomy places the organism in Eukaryota, Viridiplantae, Streptophyta, Magnoliopsida, Rosales, Cannabaceae. The coding region runs from base 1 to 768 and encodes 255 amino acids. The record is from RefSeq and is a predicted model, not a curated record.